AUGGAUGCGUUGGCCUGUGUGCGUCGUGAAAUCCGGCGCUUACAAGAGCAGCAGCGGCGUGCCCGCUGUGUGCAAGCGCGCUUGGGCUUGACAAGAACAGAUCGUCUGGUGGCCGUGGGAUGUUACACUCAGAGCAAUUACAACCUGCCUUUGGCGAUUACUUUUGGUAAGCAACGUGCCCCGACAUCGUGGCUGCCGUCCACAGACACGGAACUUGGCGAAGUGCUGGAAAACUGGUUUCUGGAAACGCCUGAGGCCACCAUUGUGGCAUUCGAGUAUCCAGAAACCCGCGCGCAGAAGCAGCUGCGCUCACGUGUGGAAAAGUUUUUGGCAGAGUGCGCAACUGCCAAUUUCAUCAAAACGUGCAAUUUCACGAAUGGCUACGCCCCAAGCUCGAGUGAAGUCGCAUCACAGUUUGUCGAGACCUUGCGAGGACGCGAGGAGCUGGCGACCCACCAAGGCUUGGAACAUGCUUCGCGCUGGCAGCGACGUUGGUGCUCUCGGUUUCGUGGUCGCUGGGGGCUUCGCCUCCGAAGUCUUGGGCCACAUCGCGACUCCGAAACGGAUCUUCGUGCCAAGGCCAGGCUUGAAAGGCUGCAGCUGCUUGUGAGCGGCUUCUGGGAAUGGUGCUUGCACCUCAGGCAGACGGCGGCAUCUUAUGGACGCGAACCCAUCUUCAUCAACAUUGAUGAGUCCUCGAUGCCUCAGUUUUGCAAAGCAAAGCGAGGGGUUUGCAUCCGGCGUUCUGAUUGGCCUGCUGGAAAAGUACCCUGUGGGCCUCGGAAGCCGCCCCGCAACACGGCGACACUGCUGGCCAUGAUAUCAAGCGAAGGCACGCUGCAGAAGUGCCUCCCUCAAAUCCUCAUUGGCAACGAGCGGUGCUUUCCGCGACGGUUGCUAUUGAGUGCCCAAACAGCGUCAGCAGCCACAACUGUACAGUAUUGGCGGCGGAAGUCUUCGUGGGUUAAUGGCCCGGUCAUGGUUCAGGCUCUGGAGGAGUUGGCCAAGGCGCUGGGACCACUGCGCCUGUCGGACAGCAAGCAGAUUGUCAUCGUAUGGGAUUGCUGCCGCGUUCACUUGACAGAAGAAGUUUUGACAGCAUGUAAAAGGUUGCAUUUUUGGCUUCUUUUUGUGCCAACGCACAUUACAUCUCUUCUGCAGCCGCUGGACACCUGUGUUUUCGGCCCGCUAAAGCAACGAAUGCGACGACGGUACGCAGAAGCCAUGCGCGGCAGCGGCUGCGUCUCAGUGGCGCAGUGGCUACAGCUCUUGCAAGAAGUGACAGUGACGAUGCUAUCAGAACGAAGCUGGCAGAAGUCAUUUCGUUCGGUAGGCAUCUCCGGCUCAGCGCCUCUCAGCGCAGACCUCCAGCAUUUGGGCAUCGAGUACCCGUUGCCAGAGCCUGGACGUGUGCUUUCUUUGACAAAGCUUCUGCCUCCGGGCAGCGACAGCAAGUGUGAGUUGUUGUUGAACUGUCCCAGGGUGCGUUUCCUGACCUAG
Molecule: messenger RNA, 1500 nt
Organism: Symbiodinium sp. CCMP2592
Lineage: Eukaryota; Dinophyceae; Suessiales; Symbiodiniaceae
Source: the annotation of a GenBank genome assembly